Molecule: messenger RNA, 1411 nt
Organism: Pyricularia grisea
Lineage: Eukaryota; Fungi; Ascomycota; Sordariomycetes; Magnaporthales; Pyriculariaceae
Exons: 2
Coding region: 1-1032 (343 amino acids)
Source: RefSeq, a predicted model, not a curated record
AUGUCUUCCAUCGUCAACAAGGUCAAGGAUGCUCUCCACCACGACAAGUCUCACGAGACUAAGACCGGCACCCACGGUCCCCACGACAGCAAGGCUGCCAACGUCGCCGACCCCCGCGUCGACUCUGACCGCGACCACCGCGCCAACCCGGCUUCGGCCACAGGCAUGAACACCCACGCCACCAACCCCUCGAUGGCCGGCCACGGCAACGCCCACGGUGCCACCAGCACCACCGGCACCAGCGGUCUGGGCUCGACCGGCACCACUGGCACCGGCAUGACCGGCAGCCACGGCACCUCUGGCAUGACCAGCUCCAACAACUACGGCAGCUCUGGUCUUGGCUCCACCGGCUCCACCAACUCGGGCCCCCACGGCUCCAACAUGAUGAACAAGGCCGACCCCCGCGUCGACUCUGACCGUGACCACCGUGCUGCUCCCGGUGGCAUGACUGGCUCCAACAACUACGGCAGCUCGGGUCUCGGCUCGACUGGCACCACCGGCACCGGCAUGACCGGCAGCCACGGCACUUCGGGCAUGACCAGCUCCAACAACUACGGCAGCUCGGGUCUCGGCUCGACUGGCACCACCGGCACCGGCAUGACCGGCAGCCACGGCACUUCGGGCAUGACCAGCUCCAACAACUACGGCAGCUCGGGUCUUGGCUCGACCGGCACCACUGGCACCGGCAUGACCGGCAGCCACGGUACCACCGGCGGCCUCGGCAGCACUGGCCCUGGCCCCGCUAACAACACUGCCGGCCCCCACAAGUCCGACAUGAUGAACAAGGUCGACCCCCGCGUCGACAGCGAUCUUGAUGGCAGCAAGACUGUCGGUCAGGACAAGACUUACCAGAGGUCAUCUGCCACAACUGGCACUCACAUGUCAAAGGACCCUACCGAUGCCGCUCAGGUGCCUCCCUCUGUGCUCCGCAAGACCCUCGGCGACCCCGUUGUCGAGCAUGAUGACCACCAUCAUGGCCGUGAGGACCGUCACAGGCGGGCUAGCGCUCAGGAGAACUUCCGUGGCGUCUAAAGAGUUGAGGAGUACCCUUCUCGUCUCUUAAUCUGGCUUGGUUCUUCUUUUGGCAUGUAGCGGGCGCUCAGCAGUGGGAAAGAUAUAGAUCUGACGAUUUCCUUUUGCAAAACUGGGAUAUCAGUUUUCUAAUUAAUCAUGCCUGUAAUGAUACCUACGCUCCAUAUGAGCUUUCCUAAUACCAGAUGAUUAACAUUUACCUUUUUGGUCUUUUUGCGCAAUGAGUGAUGGAUGAAGUGAAACCUCAUGUUGAUUAAUGCACUUAUGACAUUAAGACUUUGUUCAUGUAAAGUGAAGAAACCAAAGGGCUAAAGGAUGAUCAGGCGUCAGCAUUAUGAUGGAUUGUGUAUGUUUUGACUUGAAAUUAUCAAGGUGUUCG